Molecule: messenger RNA, 1110 nt
Organism: Daucus carota subsp. sativus
Lineage: Eukaryota; Viridiplantae; Streptophyta; Magnoliopsida; Apiales; Apiaceae
Product: protein SODIUM POTASSIUM ROOT DEFECTIVE 3
Exons: 3
Coding region: 1-900 (299 amino acids)
Molecular function (GO): metal ion binding
Source: RefSeq, a predicted model, not a curated record
AUGAAACUAGGCAUAGAAGAAGAAAAUACAACAAUGGGCGCUUCCCAUGCGGCAACUAGUAACAUACAUAAACUCGCCAUGGAAGAUGAUUUAGCAGGCUUCUCAUCUUGUUCAUCCAGCCCCAUCUCUCUGGGUGGCAGAGCUAUAGAUCGCUGCAAUCCCAUUAUCCGAGAUGCAGCCAGACUAGGCACAGUAGUGCCGCUUGCUACUAGUACCAGACCACCUACCUCUCCUCAAGUAAAUACCCUUCCUAAACACCGCAGCAAAAGUAUUAUACAAAACUUGACUGAUAUACAUCAGACCAAGAAGAAGACAACUACAACUACGGUAAAAUCUUGUUUGAAGAAAGGUAACAAGAUUACUAAUACUGCAGAUGGUGCUGACAAAAUGGUAAACAAGACUUGUAGAAAGGCUAUUGCAGGUAGUGAUGAGAAUAAUGUGAAUAGCACUAGUCCUGGUGAUUCGUCAAGGUACUUGUUGACGACCGGUAACCAUACGAAUUCAUUCUUAUACUCGCGUCAUUUUGAUCCCCUCUUGACUAUGGUGGAACAAUCUCCUUCAACCUCUUCUUCUUCGUCUCAACCAACCUUCUCUCCUCCUUCCCCUGCAGCUUCUGAUAAUCAGGUAGUAGUAUUACGAGUGUCCCUUCACUGCAAAGGAUGCGAAAGAAAAAUGAGAAAACAUAUCUCCAAAAUGAAAGGAGUGACAUCUUUCAACAUAGAUUUUGCAGCAAAGAAGUUGACAGUAGUUGGAGAGGUUACACCCCUAUCCGUACUGGCUAGUGUGUCCAAAGUGAAAAAAGCCCAAUUGUUGACACCACCACUGGUGUCCUCUACGCCUAUCCCUUCUUGCUCAAAUAUAUCAGCAGCAUUUAGCAAAGACAAGGCUAUUCUAGUAUGAAUCAUAAUAAUGAAAAGACAGAUGGGUGUUUAGUUUUCAUAAUUCUAGAUUGUUAAGUGCUUGAUUUAGCUAAAGGUCUAAAGCCCAGAGGAUCUUGAGUAUCCAAUCUCUCCUUUUCAAGAUGAGAAAAUUUACUUCUUCCAUAAAAAAUGAAGGUGUUGUAUUGAGUUAAUUAUAUGAUAUUAUGAAAAGUACUUUGAUUUGCUAGGC